CAUUUGCUUGCCCUGCCGGCUAAUGAGGACCCACUGGAACGACAAAAGCUCGAGUUCCUAUUCGAAUGGGGUAUCGAUUUAACGACAACGCCAAAACCAAUGCCAACACCAAUACCAUUAACAAAAGCUAAAAAUCCACCGCCACUGCCACUCAACAUUAAAUCCAUCAACCAUCCAUCACAUCAGCCAGCAACGGCGACACACCCACAACACACACAUACAACGCUGGCGCCGCAUCAUCAUCAGCAGCCAACGGCGCAGCAACAUGUUGCCAACGCAACAGCAACAACACCAACAACAACCAACACAACAACGCGAACGCAUACGCCACAAACUACACAAGCGAGCACGGGGAUGCCAACGCAGACAACGAGCGCCAAAUACACGAGGAGUCCAACACAACAACAGCAGCAGCAGCAACAACAACAACACUACCAACAACGUACAACACCAACUACCGCCACAACAACACCCACAAAAAGUACACAACAACAACAGCAGCAACAUCAAAGACUGACACCAAGCGAGCGCACGCGCGCCGCGGCCACCACAAGAACAACAGCAACACCAACAGCAUCAGCGCCAACGUCACGUGAGCACACACCCACGCGCAGCACACAAUCACAUUCACAACAACAACAACAUCAUCAGUCAUCCUUACAGCGCCAGCCAUCGGUGAAUCAACAAAAAUCACAACAACAACAACACGAACAGAGGCGCGACCUCGAACGCAAAGACUCACAGCGCGAACGCGAUCGCGCGAAAGAGCGCGAACAUGAGCGCCAGCGUGCACAUGCUGAUGCGCGCGAGCGUGAGCAUGAGCGCGAGCACGAACGCGCACGCGGCCGUGAGUUGGAGCACGAGCGUGAACGGCAGCGUGAUUAUGCGCACGAACGUGCACGUGAUUACCAACAUGAUCGCGAGUAUGCGCGCGAACGUGAGUAUGCCGCACGUGAACGUGAGUACGAGCGUGAGUUGUCACGUGAUGCGCGUCACAGCGAGUAUGAGCGCGAACGUGAGCUAUCACGUGAUGCGCGUGAGCGUGAAUAUGAGCGCGAGCUGCCACGUGAUGCGCGUCACAGCGAGUAUGAGCGUGAGCGUGAGCGUGAUUACGCGCGCGACCGUGAGUAUGAGCGAGAGCGCGACUCCGAACGUGAACACGCCCCACCACCGUCAUCAGCACACACAACACAACAACAUCAACAACAACAAGCCCAUCAUCACCAACAACAAACACAUUACAAUAAAACGAAUUAUAAUUCCGUUUACCAGUAAAAAAAGAACAAAAGGAAAACCAACAAACAAACAAACAAAAACGAAUUUGAGAAAUUUUUGCUAACGAAAUUAACCACCAACAACAAAGAAACGUAUGCUUGUAAAAUGAAUUACUUAACGCAGUAACAACAACAAUAACAGCAAUAGCAACAUGGUACAAACAACAACAUGAACAACAAAAUUGAAACAACAACUCUACACAACAACAACAAUAGUAACCAUGCAUGGAACAACAAUAAAGUCUAUAAUUUUGAAUUGUGCAAACUGUGUAACUUCCACGCGUUAAAAGAAACACUUAGCAAUUCCCCUACGCAAUAGUUCAAUUCUAGCAACAACUUUCAACAACUUACAACUAAUUACAACUAACUCUCUGCAUAGCGCCGCCGUUCGUUUCACUACUGAAUAACCCCCCGCCUACGCGUUCCAUCUUAGUACCCCGCGCUCUCAUAGUAUCGCUUAAAAUUUUUCCCCCUCUCUCUCUCUCUCUCUCCCAUCAUAGAAAAAAAUAUUAAAAAAAUGAAAAAAAAUUGUUUUGUGUGCUUAAACGGUUAUAAUUUUUAGCUUUUGUACACCAACUCGCUAAAUAGUAUUAUUUGCGAUUUUCACGACACUCACACACACACACACGAGAUACUCAGCCAAGUUGUAGAGACAUUUAAUGGCUUAUUUUCGCUUCCGCCUCGUCUAUGUUUUUUAGAUGUUUGUGCUUAGUGUUUUAUCGUCAGCUUUAAAUGCUUCAAACGCUUAAAAUCACGUUCACAGCUGCGGCAAGUAUGAGAAGGCGUCCAACGCGUCAUGCCAAGGCUGCCGAGUUUAUGCUGGGUUGAGUGCUAGCAGCAACUUUUAGCUAUUUUCAACAGGAAAUUUGAGAAAAUUCGAGUUUACACUGAGUUCUUUAGGGUUAAACGUUGUAAGGAAGGUUUUUCGAUUUUGGAAAUAGGCGACAGUGUUGCCAACUUGUUUAAAAGUGCCGCACUUGUGAUUAAAAAAAUUUAAUUUCUAUGAAAACCUCUAAAAGUGUUGUUAAAUGCGAGUGUGUUGUAAUACGAUUUAUACUAAAAACUCCGUGUUUAUGCUAAACACCAGUAUGAAACAUAAACUCAAGUUAACGUCUCAACUGAUUUCUAUAAAAACACCUAGAAAUAUUUUGUAACUUUCAUCAUUUUGUACUGUAAACUCCUUGUUGAGGCUAAACACCAGUAUGACGCAUAAAUUCGUGGAAAUUGGCUAGCUAAAGCUUUCAGCGAAACCUCAUACAGUAUUGGCAAUGCUUGGGACCACAUAAAUUAGCAAAUUUGUGCGAACUCUUACUUUACGCCUGUGCUGUUGAACACUUUGCUUUAUUGCAUAUUUAAACUUCCAAAUUUAUUCGUAUCAAUAAAACACUGCCACAACAACAAACACUGUAAACACUUUUACACAAAUGAGUAUCUCGUAGGCAACACAAACAAACCAGAAACCCGAAUAAAGACAACAAUCCAAACAACAAAAGAUGGUAAAACCCCAACACUUUUUAUAAAAAAAAUUAAAAAUUAUAAAAAAAUUUAAAAAUUAAAAAAAAUUAAUCCAACAAAAAAAUUUAAAAAAAUAUAUAAAAUAAAAAAAAUAUUUCAAAAAAAUAUUAAAAAAAAAGAUAUUUCAAAAAAUAUUUCAAAAAAAAUAAAAAAAAAAAUAAAAAUUAAAUAUUUUUAAAAAUCAACGCAAAAGCAUAUUUAAAAAUGUUUAAAAAAACAUAAAAAAAAAAUAAAAAAAAAAAACAAAUACACCGAAAUACCAAAACAACCCAUAGCAAGUACCAAACCAAUACAAAAACCACACUGCAGUUCAAACCUACCCACAAAACUGUAACACCUAUACUAAUACAAUACACAGCCUGUUAAUUAAACUUAAUUUAAUUUAAAAUAUAUAUGUAUGUAUGUUUUAAGCAGUAAUAUACAAAGGCACGCAUAUACAUAGUUGCAACACUAGUCUCUACUAUCUCUAUAAAUGUAUCUAGUCUAUAUUAAAUUAACUCUUACUUAUGUAUGUAUUUGUAAAACUGCAUUGUAUUGUGUAAUUAAUUCUAUUUGUACGUAUGUCAUGUAUAUAUCAGUUAACUGUAGUUUGUAUGUUAAAUUGUAAUUUUAUGUGCCACAAAUUGCACACUAAACGCCAAAAUCCUGUACUUUAUGCGACACACAACACACACACAUACUUAACUAUGUAUAUGUAUGUGUGUGAAUAUAUUUUUUUGACUUACUACUCUCUAAUAAGUCUAACGCAGCAUACUUUUGUGCGCCUUCAACGGCGUUUCAACGCGCUGUUAUUAAGUGUAGCAUACCCACAGGCGCCAAGCAAGUGCUGUGCUCAGUUUAUUUGUGUGUAUGCAACUAAUUUGUGAAGCUACACGACUUUUACAGUUACAAACAGUUACACCCACACACAAACACAUAUAGAUACCACACUUUACACACACAUACAUACGUUUACGUUGUAAACGCAGGCAGCUUUAUAUGUACAGUACAUAUGCAUGUGUUUGGCAUGCUUUGCGCGAUUUUUGUGUGUUUGUAUGUAACUAAAAUAAUUGCAGCAACAAUAUGAUAGGUUGGAGGAAACGCAAAUGAACCGUUAUACAUAUUAGUAAAUGCUGCAACUGAGUUGCAACACCAGAGUCAAAGAUAUGCAACAAAAAAUUAAAUAAAUAUUUAUAGAAAGAAGCCCACCUAAAGCCAAUAUUUAAGUGCAACACUAAGAUGGCAGUAGCAGGAGAAAACAAUGUCGAUAAUAUGUAUGUACUAUAGCAACCAAAAGCAAACACACCCACACAACCUAACCUCAAAAUUAAGUAAAUAAAUAAUUAAACGUAGUAGCAGACAAACACAGGCACAUACACACACACACCCACACCCACAAUCAUAAACAAAAGGAGAAACAGCAGCAUAAGAAAAACUACAAAAAACAAAAUAUUAAUUGAAUAUUCCUUAGAAAGCACCAACAACUUGUACCCCCGAUUAGUAUGUGAGGCAAAUAAUAGCACAUAGUCUACAAAAUAGUUAAUAAUAAACGUAAACAAUUAGCAAUGAGCGAACGAACGAACGAUAGGCAAAAUUUAGCAAAAGCAGAAUUUCAUGUGAAUAACCGUACAUCGUAGUCAAUGGUGUUACAAUUAGAAACCGCUAUUAGAAACUAACGUAAAAUACCUUAAAUAAAAGUCACAUACAAAUUUUAGUACAACUACGCACUGCACUUUCAAAAAAAAAACAAAAAAAAAACAACAACCAAAAGUAAAAACCAAAAAGCAACAACAAGCAAAUUUCGCAAAACGCAAAUCUUUUAAGCAAAUCGCCAAAGAAACCAAAGAUAAACGCAAUUUAGCCAAAAGCUAUAAGCAAAUAUUAUAUAAUUAAUAUGUAAUUGCAAAGUAUCUCUCUCUCACAUGGUAAACGAGUUAUAAACAUUAACCAAAAAACGCUAAAAUACAUUUAUCAACAAGAAAAAAACCAAAAAAAACUAUCGUACGUACAUACAUCUUAAACAAAAACGCAUGCAACGCAUCAAAGCAGUAGAAGAGGCAGACAGCAGAGGAGCAACGCGAAGCUUAACGUAUUCACAAAUCAAAUGAACAAAUGUAGCAAACACAUGCAACAUGCAACAAAUGAGGUUGAUUGGCAUUAGAGAUAAAGGUAAAACAAAGUUGAAAAAAAAACAACAACAACAACAAUCGUUAAAUUAGAGUAUUGCAAAAUAAAUAGCCGACAGGGCGCGAUAAGCAGGCGCAGCAGCAGCAAACAAUACUAAAAACAACAGCAAGAUUAAUUGCAAGAGCAACAUUUAUUGCCACAGCUUGUUUAGUAGCAAAGCUCGAUUAAGUGCAGCGGGCACAUUAUUAGCAAGAGCAAGAUUUAUUGCCAUAGCAAGUUUAGUUGCAACUACGAUAUUGAUUGCAACAGCCAGUUUUAAUGCAACACCAAAUUACUAGCAACAGCAAGCUUAUUCGCAACUUCCGGAUUAGUUCCAAUAUCAAGGUUAGCUCCAACAGCAAAAGUCGUUGCAACAUCAAGAUUAAAAGCAACAUCAAGUUUAAAGGCAACGUCAAGUUUAAAUGCAACAGCAAGAUUUGUUGCUAUAUUAAGAACGUUUAGAUGAGCUGUAACAGCAAGUGUAAUUGCAACAUUAAGAUUAGGUGCAACAUUAAGGUUAGUUGCAACAGCAAGAUUUCAUACAACAGCGAGUUUUAAUGCGAUAGCUGGAACUUUUUCAACAGUAAGAACGUUGAAAUUAGUUGCAACAUCAAGAGCGCCUAGAUUAAUUGCAACAGCACGUUUAGUUGCAAUAGCAAGAUUUAGUGCAAAAGCAAGCUUAAUUGCAACAGCAAUAUUAAUUGCUACAACAAGAUUUAUUGCAAAAUCAAGAACGCCUAGAAUAGUUGCAACAGCUAGUUUAGUCUUUAUUAGUUGCAACAGCAAAAUUGGUUGCAACAGCUGAUUUAGUUGUCGUCUAGAUUGGUUGCAAUAAAAGGUUUAGUUGCAACAUAGAGAUUGGUUGCAACACCGCAACUACAAAAUAGCAACGCUUUGCUAAACUAGACAAAUUAGUGGCGAAAUAAAUGCAAAACACAGCUAACGAGCAAAUUCGGACUUGAAACAAAAACAAUUAUUAGGUGAAACUAGUGCAAAGAAAAUAUAUAUGAAUAAGGAAUUAGGCGCAGAAGUAAAGUAGUGAAAAAUUGGCAACUUUUUGCCAAAUGUACAAAAACAAAAAAUUAAAAAUAUUAACAUUUUUUCAAAAAACAAAAUUCUUUCAAAAAAUUUGUUUCAAAAAAAAUUUAAAAAUUAAUUUUUUACAAAGAAAACAAAUUUCAAAAAUUUCAAAAAAAUAAAUAAUUUUUUUUAUAAAUAUUUUUUUAUUAAAUAAUUUUUUUUUAUAAAAAUUUUUUAUAAAAAAAAAUAUUUUUUUUUUUUUGUAAGUAUUAAAACUUUUUUCAAAAUUUUUUUUUUCAAAUUUUAUGCGCUUCUAAGGCAUCGCACGGAACCUUCUGCCCAUGUGCAGCGUGCGAAAACCAUAAUACUAUGCACACGCAGACGGCAGCGCACUCGUUUAUAUCAAAAACAAAAAAGAAAUUAAAAGAAACCACCCUACCCACCCCUCUCUUACAUUAACUACAACUAACUAACUAGUCUUGAAACGUUUGCUGUACGUUUAUUUUCUGCUGUAAAUACUUUCGGCUUUUAUAUAGAAAUAGUCUUACGCAGAACGAGGCAAACUGCGUGCAGGAAAUCAAACUUCUUUUCAUAUUGCAAUAACACUUUGUUUGUAGUUGUAUUUGAAACUGAAAAUUUAGCUAAAAUUAUUUAUUACUGUGUGCAUUGAAAGAAGCUGAGGGAGACUAAUGGACAGUGCUGUGUAAAAUUCUAAAUCUUACAUUGAACCCAAUGAGCGAAAGAGCAAAGGUCAGUGUCGAUCCCUUCACAACUUUUUCGCCAGUUUCCAUUUGAUAUAUUAUUACUAAUUUCCGUCUAUCUCUCGCACACUCAACCUGUUAUCUAACCUGUAAAUCUGUGGCUGUUUCUCUCACUUUUUAUUGUACGCAAAAUAGGUUAUACUAGCAACGAAAUCUGCAACUGAUCAGCAGCCGAUUUAAUCAUGCCUGUCAUUAUGUCUGUCCGUCAAGUAUGGAAUUAAGUACUUUUAUGGAAAACUUUUUUGAUUAAGCCAUAUUUUAUUUGAUGUUUAUGAAAUCUUUCGCCAUAAUAUCCGAAGAAAUUGUUCAGCUCGGAUCACUACAGCAUAUAGCUGCCAUGUAAACUGACCGAUCAAAAUAAAGUUCUUGUAUGAAAAACUUUUUCAGUUCACGAGAUCAGUCGCUAUCACUCCUUCUUACGCAGUAUUAACCUCCUGCACUCUCACAGCAAUCUAUUGUUGCUUUUGUCUCGCUCUUGAUUAUUACUUUGUCUCAUUGUUUCUCUUUCUCCAUUAUUUAUUGCAGGAGAUGAACACGCUCCCAGAAGCAUCUCUUUUUUUCAGUUAUUGUCUCUCGCUCUCUCUCUCUCUCUCUUACUGAUAUUGUCACGCUCUCUUAUACGCCUAAACUCCUGCACGCUCCCAACCUCUCGACACGUUUCUGUCGUGGAAAUGUUAAAAACUUGCAAGGAGUUAUACAAUGCUUCAGUAAUACUUUAUUUUCAAAUUAAUUAACAUUUUUUUUUAAUUUUUUCGAGAAAAGAAAUUAAAAUACUAAAAACAUUUUACAUACAAUUUUUGUGCUCCAAAUAGCAGUCUUAAAAAAUUCAAAUACAUUUAGGACUUUUUCGAAAUUUUGAAACAUCAUUUCAUAGUUGCAAGUUUACAAGGAAAAAAUUCUAAAAUUAACUACUUAAAGAUUGUUUUACCAAAGAAAGCAUUAAUUAUAUAUAUAAUUAGAAGAAAAUGUGACGAAAUUAAAAUUAAAUUAUUAAUUAAAAUUAAUUAAAUUAAAAAAUUAAAAUUAAAAUUAAAUAAAAAUUAAUAAAUAGAAAUUUUGUUAACUAUUCAUACGGCAAGUUAAAUUAUAAUGAUUUACUAUUGGCAUAACGGUAAAAAAAUAAUUAUAAUUAAAAUGCAGCAGCAAGUGUGUGUGUACGUAGAGACGUUCGGCAAUAAACGAGCAUUGUAUGUGUAUGUGAGUAAAUUGUGCUUGUAGUGGUUUAGGAUAAAUAUUUGAAAAUAAUUGAAAUUGAAAAAUUAUUGCAAACAACACAAGUUAGGUUAGCUUAAAGUAGAAAAAAAAGAAAAGAAGUCUAAAAAAUAACGGAGAAGAAAAUGUAGAAGGGUUGUGAAGAGAGCUUAGCGCAGAAAUAUGAAGGGAAUUCUGAAACAAUCUCGAAGAAGAAAAUGUAGAGGAAUUAAGAUGAGAGCUUGAAGAAGAAAAACAGAAAAGAAGUCUAAAAAAAUCAAGAAAAUUAAUGAAAUAUGAAGAGAGCUUAAAAAAUCUUGAAGUAGAAAAUGUGGAAGUUUAAAAGAAAAAGUGUAAUAAAAUAUAGACAAAAAUAUGAAGAGAGCUUCAAGGAGAAAAGAAAUCUUAAAAAUAUCGUAAAAGACAAUGUAGAAGAAUUUUGAAGAGUGCUUAGCGCAGAGAAAAGCAAAAACUUCUGAGGAAAAUCUGGUACAAGCAAAUAUAGAAGAAUGAAGAUGAGAGAUUGAAAAAGUGCUAAAAAUAUGAAGAAAAUGUAGUGGAAAUGUGAACAGCGCUUAAAGGAGAAAAGAAGAAAAGAAAGAGAAUAUAAGAAAAGUCUAAAAGAAAGAGCUAAAUACAAAUAUAGCAGAAUUUUAAGCAGAAGAAAGGGGAUUCCAUAAAAAUCUUGUACCAGAAAAUGUGGAAAAACUAACAUGAGAGCUUGAAGGAAACAAAAAGAAAAGAAACCUAAAGAAAUGCAAGAAAAUGUAGCAAAAUUCCGCAGAGCGCAUUGAGCAGCAAAAUGAAGAGAAUUCUAAAAAAUCUCGGAGAAGAAAAUAUAUUGAAAAAUUAGUAAAACGCUUGUAUUAGCACGUGAGCGGAGCACUGCUUGAAUUUUCGCAUGCAUGAGGGUUUAAUUUUAGCAUACAAACAAAACAGGUGUUGUAUAUAAAUACUUAUAUAUACUUAUAUAUACAUAUAAUAUGCACUAAGCAUUUGUAAUAUACAUACUUAGUUAUAUAACUUUUAAUAUAUCUAUCGAUAUAAGACAUUUAGUGUGUAAAGUGUGCAAAGUGGCAGCCGGAAAUGCACGUAUGGCCAACCGUUAGAACCAAGCACUAAGAAAAGCUAAACUAAAUUAAGCAACAAUAACAAGAAACAUAAAACUUGUAUAAGUAAUAUCACGUGGCAACCUAGUCAUACAAAUAAACUAAACUAAAUAUUAAACUGAACUGUAUGGAUAUGUAAAAUACUCUAACUCUGUGCUAAAUAUAUAUUUACUAUGUCUAUACAUAUAUAUAUGCAUAUAUUUACUAUCAUAUAGCCACAUACAUUACAUAUGUAAAAUGACAUGCAAUCGCUACAUUUAGAGAAUUUAUGACAUACAUUAUAAAUUACUAAAAGAAAGAUAAGCAAUUUCCCAACAAUUCUCAAUGCAAAUAAAAAGCAACAAAAACAAACACAUAGCAAACAAUUAAUAAUAAAAAAUAACGCAUACAUAUUUAAAUGGGCAAAUGCAUUUAUUGACAUAGCAAAAGCAAAAAAAAAAUAAAAAUAAAAA
This is a messenger RNA of Bactrocera dorsalis (oriental fruit fly), 9467 nucleotides long. RefSeq lists its product as uncharacterized. The annotation marks the transcript as partial. The record is from RefSeq and is a predicted model, not a curated record. Lineage: Eukaryota; Metazoa; Arthropoda; Insecta; Diptera; Tephritidae. The transcript has a single exon.